Messenger RNA from Lecanosticta acicola, 3452 nucleotides. Lineage: Eukaryota; Fungi; Ascomycota; Dothideomycetes; Mycosphaerellales; Mycosphaerellaceae. The record is from the annotation of a GenBank genome assembly.
AUGAACGAACACCUCACCGAGCGCUUCGGGCGCUCGAAGCGAAUCUCUCGCCCGGAGCAUCGACAGACGGACCACGCCGAGGUUUGGCUGCUUCCACCGAAGCUGAACACGCGCAUUCGAGAGUACUACCAAGGUCCACCAGCAGAAGGCGGCCACUGGCUUGCACGCCCAGAGGUUCCACACUCCGCCGAAUUGCUCGAUGCCGACACCAAUAGCUCGUCCUCUUCCGACAGUGGCUUUGACAUUCGAAGUCUCAGAAAUCUCAUCAAAGGUGCCUUCAAAGGCAAGGAAAACUAUCUCUCAACGCACUACAACUUGCUCCGCGAGGACGCCGUCCGACCUCUGCGUGAAGCUGUGGCCGAAGUUCGUGAGAACCCACAGGCGGACGAAAAUGAGUUCAGUGGGCAGAUCGGCAUCUACGAAAAGGUACGCCAGCCCGCCUCGCACCGUGGACGUUACUCGCGCACAAUUGCUGAUCCACAUUUUAGGUCCACAUUUGUGCUACGACCAUCUCAACACGCGGUAUUGCCAUUCGAGUCACGUUCAGCUUGCGUCGGACCGGCAAGAAGAUACUAUGGGAGCAAUCCAAGCGCCUGAUCAGCGGCAGUUUGGUCGUCCUCAGCCCUGCCAAUGACAUGUUCAACAGUCAAGCAAUUGUCGCCACCGUCGCUGCUCGUCCACUCAGCGCUGUACAACAGAAUCCACCGGAGGUUGACUUGUUCUUUGCCCGCACUGACGAGCUCGAGAUUGACCCUGCCAUCGAAUAUGUCAUGGUCGAAGAGCGCAGCGGCUUUUACGAAGCAUCUCGACACACCCUCCUUGCACUUCAGCACAUGAUGAAGGAGCCGUUCCCGCUUUCCGAGCACCUCGUCGAUGCUAAGCGCGAGAUCCCUACACCGAAGUACGUCCUCGAGCAGCCCAAGAGAGAUAUGACUUCGCUCUUCAGAGACAACAAACACGAGACCUAUGAGAACGUCCACAUUCUCAAGCAAUGGCCACGUCAGCCUCAGAGUGACAUGGACGCGUCCCAGCUCUCCGCCCUCCAGCGCAUUCUCACCAAGCAGCUCGCGAUUAUUCAAGGCCCUCCGGGCACGGGCAAGACGUACGUGUCGGUCCAGGCCAUCAAAGUCAUGCUCGCUAAUCGGCACGACGAUGACCCUCCGAUUGUUAUCGCGUGUCAAACCAACCACGCUAUCGACCAGAUUCUGCGGCAUAUCGCGCAGUUCGAGACUGAGUUCGUUCGCUUAGGUGGAAGAAGCAAAGAUCAGGGCAUUAUCAAGGAGCGUACGCUAUAUGAGCUGCGUAAUACCAUUUCCGAGAACCCGCCUGCCGGGUGCGCACAAGGCAUGGCGCGGACGAAGAUGCAGCAUAUGCAGAAGGAGUUUGGUAUCAUUCUGACGCCACUCAAACCUGACAAGAAAGCACUGGACCAUCGCGUCCUUGAGAACUUUAACAUUUUAACAAAGGCACAAGCUGAUUCACUCGAAAACGGCGCUUCGAGAUGGGUCCAAGACAAGAAGUCAAACCCAAACCAUAUGCAGGCUUCGCCAUUCACCCUCUGGCUUGGUGACAAGCUUGUGUCCGUGCCAUACAAGCAGCAGCCCGAAGAGUUUGGAUUCGACUACGAAGAGGCUGACCUAGAGUUCGAGCAACUCAAAGAAGUGGAAGCCGAGAAUAUAGCCAAUGACGAAGACUUCGAGUCCCUGCACGGCCUAUCAUUGUCUGUCGCUGACAACUUCACCUGCCGCAAGGUCCAAGGCAUGGAAUCAAGGGCUCAAGGCUUCCUCUCAGAGCAGGACAUGUGGAGGAUACCCGAAGUCCAGCGGGGAGCAGUCUAUCGCCACUUGCAAUCGGAGCUGAAGAAGUGCAUCCGCGACGCCUUCCGCAAAAUCUCACAGCAGUACAACGAGCAGGCCACCAAGCGUCGCAUUGGAGGCUGGGAGAAGGACGAGAACAUUAUCAAGAGGCAAAAGCUUAUCGGCAUGACAACCACCGGCUUCAGCAAAUAUCGCGCGCUCAUCUCCGCAUUGCAGCCCAAGAUCGUGCUCAUCGAAGAAGCAGCAGAGACUCUCGAAGCGCCGGUCACCGCUACUUGCGUUCCAUCUCUGCAGCACCUCAUCCUUGUUGGCGACCAUCAACAACUUCGCCCGCAUGUCCAGGUCAAAGCAUUCGAGAACGAGCCAUAUUUUCUCAACGUCUCUAUGUUUGAGCGUCUGGUGAACAACAAAGUCGGCUUCGAGAUUCUUUCCAAGCAGCGUCGUAUGAUUCCUGAAAUACGUCGCAUCUUGUACCCCAUCUACAAGAAUCGCAUCAAGGAUCAUGUCUCGGUCACCAACCCCGAGAACCGGCCAAAUGUUCCUGGCAUGGGCGGCGUCAACUCCUGGUUCUUCACCCAUCAAUGGCCGGAGGCGAGAGACGACCAGAUGUCCUGCUACAACCAGAUGGAGGUGGACAUGAUCGUAGGCUUCUUCGGGCAUCUGCGCUACAACGGCGUGGAUGCUGAGGACAUCACUAUUCUGACGUUCUACAACGGCCAGAGGAAGCGUAUUCUGCGUGAGCUUCGUCAUAGAGCCCUGCCUCAGUCAGAGUCGCAGAAGUUCAACGUCGUCACCGUCGACAGCUACCAGGGUGAAGAGAACAAGGUCGUGCUUUUGAGUCUGGUACGGUCCAACGACAACAAAGCCAUCGGAUUCCUGGACGUGGUCAACCGUGUGUGCGUCGCUUUGUCGCGUGCACAGUGUGGGUUUUACAUUUUCGGCAAUGGCAUGCUUCUGUACAAUGAGAGUAAGACCUGGGCCAGAGUCAUCAAAAUCAUCGCCGGCAAGAUGAACGAGGAGGAGGCUCCCAAGUUCGUCCCUAACCGCUUGGACAACACGUUUCCGAUCCGCUGCAAGAACCACAACAACGUCGUGGAGAUCAUCAAGCCAGAUGACUGGGACCACAUCUAUGGCGGAUGUCUCGAGAAGUGCGCUGAAGUGCUCCCGUGCGGCCACCCGUGUCAACUCACAUGCCAUCCAUUUCCAGACGAGGAGGUGAACUGCCAGCUUUGCUUGCCUGCAAAGCAGCAACACACAUCGGAGGUCUCUCCCACGCUCAAGCCUCAAUCCACCUCAGGAUCCACCGCGGAUCUGUCCAACACGUCCUCGUGGGAGUCCUUUGCCCAGGAAGAGCCAAAGCGUGUCCAGGCGCAGAUCGAGAACUACCAGUCUCCUUCGCCUCAGGCUAGCAAGGCGGCAAUCAUGCCUCUUCGCGUUGUGGAGUCGAAGCCAGGCAACAUCUCCAAGAAGCACUUCCCAAACGGCCUCGACCGUGCCGACUCACGCUCGUACAGCCUGGAGAAGCGGAUGGCAAGUGUUGGCCCGCGCAAGAAGUGGGUAGACACAGUGCGAAUGGGUGGCGACUCCAGCAGCUCCCAGAGCGCAGCCGAGGAGGACCUCAUCGACCUGAAGUGA